AUGGACCAGAGGCUGGUUAAAGCUGCAAUAGAUGGAGAUGUUCACACAUUGCACAACCUAUUGGAGGAGGAUCCUCAAAUACUGGAGAAAGCGUGUUCAGUUCAUUUUGCAGAUUCACCUCUUCAUGUUGCAGCGAGAUCAGGGAAAGCAGAUUUUGUAAACCACAUCGUAACUCGAAUGCCUUCAUUAGCCACUGAGACAAACCAGCAAGGCAUGAUCCCAUUACACGUGGCUUCUCUACAAGGUCACGUUGAGACAGUGAGGGAGCUGUUGAAGGCAAAUCUUGGUGAAGAUGAUGGAGUGAAUCAGUGCCUUGUGAUGGACAGGGAAGGCUGGACUCCGCUGCACUGUGCAUCACAGAAAGGCAAUAUCAUGGUGAUGGAAGAGUUAAUCAGUAAAUGUCCUCAGUGCCUGGAACAAGUGACGGCAAAAGGAGAGACUGUUCUUCAUUUGGCAGUGAACGCCAAUCAAUUUGGAGCAGUGAACGUGCUGGCAGAGAGGAUCAGAAGGCUUCCAAAUUUCCAGACAGUGUUGAAAGCGCAGGACCAAGAAGGCAAGAGUGCCUAUCAACUGGCGGCAGCGAAGAGACAGUACCAGGUACUAGAGGUAUUGAAGGAAGAGGAGGAGGAGGGUGGUGAAAUAAGAGAGGAGCGUCGAAUAAACGUGGAGGGGGAGGGGAGUAAUAACGAAGCAUCUGAAAAAGAGGAAAGUAAUAAGGAAGGGCAGUCGCAGGAGGAUGCAAUACGAGUGGCGGCCGCCUUAUUUAUAACAUUGACGUACCAAGCUUUGGCAAAUCCUCCAUCAGUCUUUGUUAAAGACGGCAGAGUUACGGCAGACGGUACUCAAAACUGGUUGCUUUUUUGGUUCUUGACUAUGAACACCAUGAUCUUCCUCCUGUCAAUCCACGUCGUGGUUCCCACUUUGGCGCUGGGCCCAAGAAUGGGUCCUUUGCCAGUGAUCACGUUCUUCCUCGUCGCAUGUUAUGUCAUCUUGCUCGCGGCUUUACACGAUGAUAUAUGUCCAAAAUUUUUUGUUGCCAUUUCACUGAUAGGGCUCGUUUUCUUGUUAUGGUCACGAGCCAAAGAACAAAUCUCACACCUGGCAAGUAUGUUGGCAAGAAAAAUGGCGCCAAAAUUAAAAUGGAUAGAUGACAAGGUGUCCAUACCAUCAGCAACCUGGAUCUUAACCAACAUAUAA
Messenger RNA from Neltuma alba, 1197 nucleotides. RefSeq names its product delta-latroinsectotoxin-Lt1a-like. The record is from RefSeq and is a predicted model, not a curated record. The transcript is spliced from 2 exons. Lineage: Eukaryota; Viridiplantae; Streptophyta; Magnoliopsida; Fabales; Fabaceae. Bases 1 to 1197 code for a protein of 398 amino acids. Gene Ontology annotation, molecular function: protein binding.